ACAGGCGGGGUAUGUGACGUCUGCGCAUGUGCACAGGGGCAGCAGGAAAUCACUUUAUUUUCAGAAUUUCUGCAGUUUGUACAGAUAUGGCCUCGACACCAAAAAUAAAGAUUGGCAUCAUUGGCGGCUCUGGGCUGGAUGAUCCAGACAUACUAGAGUGCAGGACGGAGUGCUUUGUGGACACACCCUUUGGAAAGCCAUCAGAUGCUCUUAUAAUGGGAAAAAUAAAAAAUGUCGAUUGUGUGCUUCUUGCCAGGCAUGGGAGACAACACACCAUCAUGCCAUCUAAUGUGAACUACAGGGCUAAUAUCUGGGCACUAAAGCAGCAGGGAUGUACUCAUGUAAUUGUGACCACUGCCUGUGGGUCGCUGAGAGAGGACAUCCAGCCUGGAGACAUUGUCCUGCUUGACCAGUUCAUCGACAGGACCACCAAGAGAGAGCAGACAUUUUAUGACGGCUCUCCCAGCAGCUUACCAGGAGUGUGUCACAUCCCUAUGGCUGAACCAUUCUGCUCUAGGACCAGAGAAGUGUUAAUAGACGUGGUGAAGGGUUUGGGUAUACGUUAUCACCCCCGUGGGACAAUGCUGAGCAUUGAGGGGCCGCGCUUCUCCUCCCGCGCCGAAAGCCUUAUGUUCCGCCAGUGGGGUGCUGACGUCAUCAACAUGACCACCGUCCCCGAGGUUGUCUUGGCUAAGGAGGUUGGCCUGUGCUACGCAAGCAUUGCAAUGGCAACUGACUAUGACUGCUGGAAAGAACAUGAGGAGGCAGUUUGUGUGGAUAAUGUCUUGAAGACCAUGAAGGAGAACGCCAACAAAGCCAGCAGCAUCCUGCUAACGGCCAUCCCGCUAAUCUGCCAGAUGGACUGGGAGCAAACCAUCGCCGGACAUGGAGCCAUGGCACAGAGCUCCGUCAUGCUGCCCAAACACUGAAGCUCCUCUCAAGCCGAAGAGAUGACUGAGUCAGCCCAUCUGUACACACACUAUACCCCAUACACUUAUCGUAAUACCGGAUGAAAAGUGCCUGAUGUGCGUGUUUCAGACUUCCUUACGUUUAUACACUUACAUACAGCUGUGUGCAAAGGUUUGGGUGCCCCUGCUCAAGUGACAUGUUUUGUUGAUUUUCUGAGUGAAAAAAGUACACAUCCUCUGCAGAGAAGACAUACAUUUUAAUGGACAGUUACUGUUUAAUUUCUGAAUUUAACAUAUUAGGGAGAAAAAAAACAUGUCAGAAUGUGGCCUGUGUAAAAAUGAUGGCAAAUUUUAUAUUGUAUGUUUAUUUUUUUUCUUAGUCUUUAGACUAAGUAAAUAUUUAGAAAAGGUAUACACUGAAAUUAGCAGAAAAAUAAAAGCCUUUUAGCAUUUCAGAGACGGUUUGAGAUUUGAGAACGAGAAUUGCAUGUAUAUCAUUGAAUGUGAUCCAUGAGCAACUUUUCUUGUAUCCCUCUUAGCUUACUCGCUGAUUAUUAUGUGCCUUGUUUUCUUUACAGACGUACAUCCUCUCUAGUGAGGCAGAGAGAGGUCAGAUAGUGGGAAUGCAACUAUUUUAAAUUCAUUCACAUUUAGCAUUUAUAGUGUUAUGUCUCCUUCUUCUGGUCUGCUUUUAGCAUCUUUCAGAGCUGCUUUUGGAACAUACAUAAUAUGUUUUUUGGUUUUGGAUUGAGAUUUACUUAUGUUUUACUCAUGUUACACUGUGCUAAAAAUAUGAUUUGGGCUUACCAAGGUAGACCCAGCUAUUUCAAUCACAGUUUCUAUUUUUGAAGUGAUAAACCGCAGCAUGGCCCACAGAAAUAUCUGCAUGACAUUUCAAUAAUCUCUACUUUUUAUCAGAUCUUUAUACCAGUUUUUUGUUUGUUUGUUUGUUUUUUUGGCAUAUGCAUCCAUCCUCUGGCUCUCCUUAAGUGAGACUGCAGCUGCAUAGACUUAUUGUGUUCCUUUCUGUUUUGUACAUGGCAUAUAUCUGUGUAGUUGAAACCGCUCUUAUAUCUAUUCAUAUCCUCUAAACCUUGGUUUUGUACUUUUGUAGCUUCAAUAAAAGUGUUACAUGCA
Colossoma macropomum (tambaqui) is the source of this 2045-nucleotide messenger RNA. It is a transcript of the gene mtap, whose product is annotated as methylthioadenosine phosphorylase. The transcript is spliced from 8 exons. Gene Ontology annotation, biological process: nucleoside metabolic process. Gene Ontology annotation, cellular component: cytosol. The coding region runs from base 27 to 929 and encodes 300 amino acids. Lineage: Eukaryota; Metazoa; Chordata; Actinopteri; Characiformes; Serrasalmidae. Gene Ontology annotation, molecular function: S-methyl-5-thioadenosine phosphorylase activity. The record is from RefSeq and is a predicted model, not a curated record.